Molecule: messenger RNA, 2690 nt
Organism: Pimephales promelas (fathead minnow)
Lineage: Eukaryota; Metazoa; Chordata; Actinopteri; Cypriniformes; Leuciscidae
Source: RefSeq, a predicted model, not a curated record
AAGCACGACCCGGAAGACCAGAUUGGCUGACGCACGGCUACGUUGCAGCAGCCCCACUUUGUGCCUCAAGUUUCGCUGUUUCCAGUCAGAGAGAGAGCGAGAGAGAGAAAGAGAGAGAGAAUACGAUGUGUCAGACACUACACCACGCCGUAAGUCACUGAAGAAAGAUCCUCAGCGAACGAAUCCUGGACCGACGCUCGCCUGUCAGGGAAGGUUGGCAUCGCCAGCUAUAGAGAAGACUGUGCCCGGAGCUUCAGCGCUUCGCAAAGCGCAACGAAUCACCGAUACUCUUCCCUCAAAGACGGUGCCACACGGAAUUGGCCCCAGGACACAUUUCUAUGCUAAAUGUCAAGAGAAGAGUGCCUAAUCGUAAACACUGGUGUUCCUGAUCAUUCUUGAAGGCAAAGAAGCAGGACCUCUUCUCCAAAAAUAAGUGCAUUGCAUCACCAACUGAAGCAGAACGCCAAAUAUUGUAAUCAUUUAAAGGACCCGGGUCUCUAAGUGUACAAAAGGUGUUCAAUAGGCAUCUAGAAAACUUCUUUUUAACGUUUUCUAAGCACGGACACUUCAGACAUGGAGGUUGCGGCCGAUCAGUCUCGAUGGAUGGCCCAUCAUCAUGCGGUACUCAACGGCCAGCACCCAGAGUCACAUCAUCACGGGCUUACACACAAUUACAUGGAGCCCAUGGCCCCUCUUCUUCCCCCGGACGAGGUGGAUGUGUUCUUAAAUCACUUGGACUCGCAGGGGAACCCCUACUACUCCAAUUCUCGGGCCAGAGUAUCAUACGGACAAGCGCACGCUCGUCUCACGGGAAGUCAGGUCUGUCGGCCACACCUCAUACACAGUCCCGGGAUCCCCUGGCUGGACAGCGGGAAGGCAGCGCUCUCCGCCGCGCACCACAACGCCUGGGCGGUCAGUCACUUCAGCAAGCCCGGCCUGCACCCCGCCAGCGCCGGCUACCCGUGCAGCAGUAGCUCCAGCACCGCUCCCGUCUCCUCCCUCACAUCCGCAACACACUCCAGUCCACAUCCCCUUUACAAUUUCCCCCCAACCCCACCGAAAGACGUCUCACCGGACCCCGGUCCUUCUUCUCCGACCUCCACCACUGCAAGAAUGGACGAAAAGGACUCCAUAAAGUACCAAGUCAUCGCUGAUGGGAUGAAAAUGGAGGGAUGUAGUCCUCUUCGGGGAAGCCUGGCAAUGAGCGCCCAAACACCCUCCACGCAUCAUCCCAUCCCGACCUACCCAACGUACUCCCUGCCCACUCCACACGAGUACGGCGGCGGGCUGUUCCAUCCUGGUACCCUCCUGAGUGGAUCCGCUUCGGGCUUCACACCUAAAUGUAAAAGCAAGACGAGAUCGUGCUCAGAAUUCUGCACAGAGGGGCGUGAAUGUGUGAACUGCGGAGCCACCUCUACCCCGCUGUGGCGGCGGGACGGGACGGGCCACUACCUCUGCAACGCGUGCGGCCUGUACCACAAGAUGAACGGCCAGAACCGACCCCUUAUCAAGCCCAAGCGCAGACUGUCUGCUGCGAGGCGAGCUGGCACCUGCUGCGCGAACUGCCAGACAACCACGACCACUCUGUGGCGGCGCAACGGGAACGGUGACCCGGUGUGCAACGCCUGCGGGCUCUACUAUAAACUCCACAACGUCAAUAGGCCACUGACCAUGAAGAAAGAGGGCAUCCAAACACGCAACCGCAAGAUGUCCAGCAAGUCCAAGAGGAGUAAACGAUCUGGCGAGGGUUUCGAGGAGCUCUCCAAGUGCAUGCAGGACAAGACCUCUCCGUUUGGCAGCCACAGCGCUCUGGCAAGCCACAUGCCACACAUGGGCCACCUGGGACCGUUUAGCCAUUCUGGACACAUGCUGCCCACGCCGACUCCCAUUCACCCCUCUUUCAGCCACCCUCACCAUUCCAGCCGCUCUCCCGUCUGGGCCGAACCCCACUGAAGAACCCUCUCGCUGUACCGAAAAUCUCAAUGCACUCAAGAAAUCUCCCCUCCCGUCAAGAAAUCUUCCACAGGCGAGGGACGCGAAGAGGGUUCGUGUCGGUUUAGUUCCUGGUCGGACACUGCAGAGGAAGGUGCCAUUUCAUCAACAACCACGUCAACUUGUAUAGAGGACGGUUUAAAAAGACUCUCGCAGACAGAGAGAGAGAGAGAGAAAGAGAGAGCAGUCUUUGCUUUUAGCCUUUCGUUACGUUUUACUGAGUCACUUUGGUACUGUCCUGAAAGAGAGGAUAUGUCUUUGCAGAAUCACUGUGUGGAAUUUCCUUUGAGUUCCUACAGAAACUCUCGCUCCGAAUCUCUGCGAACAUGAUGAGUCAGAGAGAGAGAGAGAGAAGACCACUAAGUUUAUCCCUCCUAACAUGCUGGAAUACACCCCCCCCCCUCCCCCGGGCAUGAUUCCCUCUGAAUGGACUCUAUGGAUACGACAUAAGCAAAGAAAUGUUUAUAAAGGUUAAUUGUUAUUAUCGUUAUUGUUAUUAUGAUAAUUUAUUUUCACCCUUUAUCUCUUAUUUCGCUUUCCUCAGAACACAUUGUUAUAUUAUAAAUAUUAUUUGAUUGUUAUUGAUAAAAAAAAAACAAAAAAACACUGACCUAUCCUAGCCAAGGCAAUGUUGCUGAGCUGUACGUUUUUAUCAUUUUCCAUUAAACAAAUAAAGGAAAUAAAGUUUUAAUACUUCA